CGUUGUCAGACUGUAGAGGAUAUCGUUCGUGGUCAAACUAGAGGGAAAGAGAAUCUUGGCAUCGGUGUUCCUCAGUGGUGCGUGCUGAAAGACCGAAAAUUGCCACUUCGAUAACAGCGUUCUCAGAUACAUCGCAUUUACAGUGUCCUAGUACGACUCCUUUUGCACACCCUACAGUCAACGACAUCCAACUGUUGCUUUUGGUUUUUUCGACAUACUUUUCUCGAACAACAGCCGUUUCGUGACUUUUUCAUUGUUUUGAACUGCAACUACUGGCAACGGGUCUUGCGUACAGGACACUCUUCAGCUAUUAAGACGACACGAAGGAAAGCUAGUCGCAGGUAGCUACACCGUGGUCCGUUCAUCGGCUCUUCUUUCGAUACUUUGAUAACCUCGCAUCACGACACCAAGCAUCUUCAUCGUCGUUCGACCGUACCUUUCCGCAACAGAUUUGUCCAUUUACUAGCAAUCAUCAGAAAACAAUGGCGACCAUCGUAGAUUGGUACAAAGACUUCAUAAACAAUAAAUGCCAUCCAUACACACAGGAUUGGUUUCUCGUGUCAGGACCAGGUCCUCUGGCGGUAAUUCUCGUUACCUAUGUGUAUUUUUGCCUAUCCGCUGGACCAAGGUACAUGAAGGACAAGAAGCCGUUCGAAUUGAGGAAAACCAUGAUCGUGUACAAUUUCGUUCAAGUGCUAUUUAGUAUAUACCUCUUUUAUGAAGGAUUGAUGGCUGGAUGGCUGCAUGACUACAAUUACUUUUGUCAGCCUGUUGACUAUUCGGACAAUCCAAAAUCUAUCAGAAUGGCUAAGAUUGUGCACUUUUACUUCAUAUGCAAGUUGACAGAGCUUUUGGACACGGUGUUCUUCGUUCUUCGGAAGAAGAGUCGUCAGAUCUCAACUCUUCACGUGUAUCAUCACACUAUAAUGCCGAUUUGCGCUUGGAUCGGAGUCAAGUUCCUGCCGAAUGGCCAUGGAACGUUCCUGGGCGUCGUCAACUCUUUCAUUCACAUAAUCAUGUACAUGUACUACAUGCUGUCCUCGAUAGGGUCACACAUGAACAAAUAUCUCUGGUGGAAAAGAUAUAUAACGAUGUUCCAGUUGAUUCAAUUUGGCAUGAUUUUUAUCCAUACCAUUCAACUAUUCUUCAACGGAUGCAAUUAUCCGAGGCCUAUUGCGUUCCUGCUCUUGCUGAACGCGACGAUCUUCAUCUACAUGUUCGGGUCGUUCUACGUCGAAAAUUAUCGUAAGAGACAACGAAAACAGAUAAAGGAUAAGCAAAUAAAUAUGGCGGCGAAGAAAGUGGAGUGAAUUAAUGUCGUUGACGCGGUUUUCUUUUCGCUUGUUGUACUCCUCUUCGUUACAAAGGAACAUUACCUUACCUUCGUUAAGUACAUAGAAGCGUACUAGCAUAGAACGAUAAAUUUAGUGUUUCAAAUAUUUAUUGCUGAUCGAUCAAUUUCGUAUAUUCGAAAACCAGAGACGAUCUUCAUCUCAUCGAUGACGAUCUCAUUUCUUUCCUCUACAUUUUUUUGUUCAAAAAUUUAUUUUAUGAUCAAACAUUGACCACACGUAAUAUAUAUAUUUAUGUAUGAAAUUUAUAUAUAAUACAUAAUAUAUUUACAUAUUUUACAUAUAUAUAUAUAUUAGAAGCAAAUAUAAUUCUAAGUUGUCAUACCUUUAGGUUGGUGCAUCUUAAAUUACCAAUUAUUUUUAAAAUCUUUCUAUUUAAUUAUAGUAGAGUUUGUAAGAAAUAUGUAAGAGUUCCUUUCUUUUCUUCUUUUUAUUAAAUUCAAUAUAUUGUUUCUUGCCUAAAAGUGGAGCAGAUGCAUAAUAUGUAUUCUAGGUAUGAAGAGAACAUAUGUAGUCAUACCAAAGAUAGAUAAAUCUCGCUCCAGCCAGAGAAGUAAGUAAAUUGUGAUUCGAGACACCAGACAACACGAUUUUAAAAAUCAAGUAUCUCCAGCGUGUGUCUUAUCAUGAAAGGAAAGUACUUCCUUA
This is a messenger RNA of Bombus pascuorum, 2000 nucleotides long. Its product is annotated as elongation of very long chain fatty acids protein 7-like. NCBI's taxonomy places the organism in Eukaryota, Metazoa, Arthropoda, Insecta, Hymenoptera, Apidae. Gene Ontology annotation, biological process: fatty acid elongation, polyunsaturated fatty acid; very long-chain fatty acid biosynthetic process; sphingolipid biosynthetic process. Bases 483 to 1310 code for a protein of 275 amino acids. Gene Ontology annotation, molecular function: fatty acid elongase activity. Gene Ontology annotation, cellular component: endoplasmic reticulum membrane. The transcript is spliced from 4 exons. The record is from RefSeq and is a predicted model, not a curated record.